AUGUUCAACGUCAUAUUUAAGAGAGGUUUGGCCACUGAGGUCAAGGCUGCUGCUCCAAGAUUAAAGACCUUCAAGAUUUACAGAUGGAGUCCAGAUACCCCAGCUGAAAAGCCACGUUUGCAAGAAUACAAGGUCGACUUGAACCAAUGUGGUCCUAUGGUUUUGGAUGCUUUGAUCAAGAUUAAGAACGAACAAGAUCCAACCUUGACUUUCAGAAGAUCCUGUAGAGAAGGUAUCUGUGGUUCUUGUGCUAUGAACAUUGGUGGUAGAAACACUUUAGCCUGUUUGUGCAGAAUUGAUCAAAAUGAAAAUAAGCAAACUAAGAUUUACCCAUUGCCUCACAUGUACAUUGUGAGAGAUUUGGUGCCUGACUUGACUCACUUCUACAAGCAAUACAAGUCUAUCCAACCAUAUUUACAAAGAGAAAAGGUCCCAGAAGAUGGUAAGGAAAACUUGCAAAGUAUUGCAGACCGUAAGAAGUUGGAUGGUUUGUACGAAUGUAUCUUGUGUGCUUGUUGUUCCACAUCUUGUCCAUCUUACUGGUGGAACCAAGAACAAUACCUAGGUCCAGCCGUGUUGAUGCAAGCUUACCGUUGGUUAAUCGACUCUAGAGAUGAGGCCUCGGGUAUCAGAAAGCAAAUGCUUCAAAACUCCAUGUCUUUGUACAGAUGUCACACAAUUAUGAACUGUACCAGGACUUGUCCAAAGGGUUUGAACCCAGGUAGAGCCAUUGCUGAAAUUAAGAAGGCUUUGGCUAUGGACUAG
Kluyveromyces marxianus DMKU3-1042 is the source of this 765-nucleotide messenger RNA. RefSeq names its product succinate dehydrogenase iron-sulfur protein subunit SDH2 (gene SDH2). Gene Ontology annotation, molecular function: electron transfer activity; 2 iron, 2 sulfur cluster binding. The record is from RefSeq and is a predicted model, not a curated record. The transcript has a single exon. Gene Ontology annotation, cellular component: mitochondrial membrane. Gene Ontology annotation, biological process: aerobic respiration; respiratory electron transport chain; tricarboxylic acid cycle. Lineage: Eukaryota; Fungi; Ascomycota; Saccharomycetes; Saccharomycetales; Saccharomycetaceae. The coding region runs from base 1 to 765 and encodes 254 amino acids.